AUGACUAUUACAACAUCCGCAUUACCUAAGAAAAUAAAUUAUAAAAAUGUAAGUAAUGAUUUUAAAAUAUCCAAAAAAUCAUCGACAGUCAACUACCUAACUAUUGGUUACAAGAUCCUUGUCUCUAAUUCAACUAAACCAGAUAACAGAACCAAUGAGAAAAUACUUACAGGGAAUACGAAUACAACCAGGGCAGUUAAUUCUUUAGAUAAAUUACCUAAUCGUACAGCGAAUAAUAGCAAGACAAAUAACGUUACAGUCAAGCCUGGUAAUGUAUCAUUAACAACGGACAACACAAGAGCGGAGAAAUCAAGCAAUGGGUCCACCAGCGACAUGAAACGUAAUGUAACGUUGUACGUAACUUCUGCUGAUCUCACCAAAGGGCGCUUGGGGAACCAGAUGUUCACGUAUGCCUCUUUACUAGGCAUUGCUCGAGCUCAAAAUCGGAGAUUUGUUGUUUCGCCUGGAUCUGAUCUUCAGAACACAUUUAAGCUGCUUCAUGUGGCUCAGAUGCAAGACUCUGGCGGAUGGCAAGUUGUACGGGAAAAGCAUGCCUACGCUUUUGACACCAGAUUGUUGAAUUUAACCAAAGAGAAUAUCAGCAUUGGUGGAUACCUUCAGUCCUACAAAUAUUUCAAAGAUUACGCCGAUGAAGUGAGGCAGGAGUUUCUGUUUUCUGACUCAAUUGCUAACGAAGCAUAUUUAAUUGUUCACAACCUAAUUUCUGAACGAAAAGGCAACUUGUUUGUAGGAGUACACAUACGAAGAGGGGAUUUCCUAAAUGGUGGUAAUCCCAAAUUGGGUUAUGGAGUCCCAGAAAAGUCUUAUUUCUUAAAGGCAUUCAAAUGGAUGCAAUCCAAGUUUCCGAAUAGAAAUAUUACGUAUUUAGUUGCUAGCGAUGAUCUUAAUUGGUGCAAUGACAAUUUGAAAAGUGAUAAUGUGUUAGCAUUACCUAAUGCACCCCCAGCUAUUCACAUGGCCAUUUUGUCCUCUUGUGAUCACGUGAUAAUGUCGGGUGGAACUUAUGGGUGGUGGAGUUCGUUUUUGGCAGGUGGGUACGUUGUUUACUUCAAAGGGUUCAUGUCAAAGGGAACAACAUUUGGCGAUUCAUUUAAUCCAGAAACGUAUUAUCCCCCGCUUUGGGUUGGAAUGGAAAACUAG
Molecule: messenger RNA, 1161 nt
Organism: Candidula unifasciata
Lineage: Eukaryota; Metazoa; Mollusca; Gastropoda; Stylommatophora; Geomitridae
Source: the annotation of a GenBank genome assembly